Molecule: messenger RNA, 2062 nt
Organism: Mizuhopecten yessoensis (Yesso scallop)
Lineage: Eukaryota; Metazoa; Mollusca; Bivalvia; Pectinida; Pectinidae
Product: D-aspartate oxidase-like
Exons: 10
Coding region: 161-1174 (337 amino acids)
Molecular function (GO): FAD binding; D-amino-acid oxidase activity
Source: RefSeq, a predicted model, not a curated record
UACACACUAAAGUUGCAUGCUUUUAUUUGAGUUGUUUUAAUUCGUGUGCUUCCUACCGAACAGCUCAGAUAUCCAGACGAAUUGGCCUGCAAGUUUUAUCUGUAUCAUACCAGCUGUACUUCGACGAUAGCUGUGUACAUAGGAACGGUCGUGGACGGCAAUGCCUAUUGACGUGGUUAUACUUGGAGCCGGAGUGGUUGGACUGUCCACAGCCGUCAAUGUCCAGUCCAUCCUUCCUAACGCCAAAGUGACCAUCGUCGCCGACAAGUUUGACCAGGAGACAACCAGCGAUGGAGCGGCAGGCAUAUUUCGUCCUAACUUAGAGCUCACGCCAUCGAAGUCGAGUGGACAAGCCCGGAAGUGGCUUCAGGGUUCCUUUGAUUGGUUCGAUCAAAUAUGGCAGUCGGAGGAGGGACAGGAAGCUGGUGUCAUCCGGGUAUCGGGCUACCAGCUGAUGAAUAAGAAAGUGUCGCUCCCAAUACACCGUCACAUGGACUAUAGGUUCUCGGUUUUAUCAAGCAAAGAACUACAACGCUUGCCCAUUGGCAAAAUAUACAAGUAUGGAUGGUGGUAUGAUACCUUGAUGGUGGAGUGCCGGCGUUAUCUCCCCUGGCUGAUGAAGAGAUUUCGCAAAAAUGGAGGGUAUGUACAGAACCAGAACAUAACGUCUUUAUCAGAAAUACCCGUGAGUGACGUCACAGUGAACUGCCUGGGUUGGGGAAGUCGGCAGUUAUUUGGAGAUAAAGACAUGUUCCCUGUCCGGGGACAUACCCUCAGGGUUAGUGCACCAUGGGUGAAACAGUUCUACGUCCUCGAUAACGGAGACAAUUUCAUAUACCCCGGACAAGACGACGUGAUAUUGGGAGUUACACGUGAAGAGGGCAAGACUGACCUUGACUACAACUCCGAAGCUUUCGACAAAAUUCGUGGGAUAUGCCAGCAAGUUCUGCCGUCCCUCAAGCACGCCCCGGAGGUACGACGGUGGGUGGGGAUCCGCCCCCACAGACACGACAUCAGACUGGAGCAAGAAACGGUCAAGGUGAACGGGAGGACUAUCCAGAUCGUCCAUAAUUACGGCCACGGAGCUAAUGGCGUGUGCUUUAGCUGGGGAACAGCACUGGACGCCGCUCGGCUGGCGACAGCAAAGGUCAAGGUCAACAAGUCAAGGUUAUGAAGAGCAUAUGGACAGGAUAGAUGGGGAUGGCUACCUAAAUAUCAUUGUCAAAACGCAAUGACAUUAAUUUUAAAUUCCAAAUGCAUGGCCAUAUAUGUGGAUAUUAAACUUUAUUUAUCUUUGUUGACCACAAACAAAACUACUAUUAACCACCUACCAAAGUAACUACAAUCGCCAAGGGAAAUAAUCAUAGCGUCAUUUAAUUCAGGAAAAGGCCACUUAUGCAUAUUUGUAAAGAUUUACUGGUACAAUGUAACCUAAGUUACAUGUACAGCCGACCAUGUGAGGUCAUGUGAUAAGAGAGUCGUUAGGUGCUGAGGUGACCAGGAAUAAUGCACAAGAUACAACAGAGGGGGAAUGGCAUGUCCACGAAUCGUUAGUUAUGUUAGGCCGCUUCUAAAGUGGCUGUGUGAUCCAUAGGGGCCUGAGGGUGCAUUUUAAGGGGUUUAGGUCAAUACCCCACCAAAUCUCUUACCCCGGACAAUAUCCAUAAAACAUCAAACAAUGUAUUUACUUCAUGCACGUUAGAAACGGUCUCAAAGUACGUAUAUAUUGUGUAUUAAAUCUCAAAUCAGUGUGGAAAACAAAGCACCUGUUUUCACUUCUAACUAAAACAUAAUCUGGAAACGAACUCAACAGUUCUCUAUGGUUCUCAAUACUGCCGCCGCUUGUCCUUCCAAACAGCCUAUUUAUCAUGUAGUGGUAAUAAAGACUCUAUGUAUGUGUGUGUAAAGACAUGUUCUACAUACGUGUGUACGGGUAAAGACACUUUGUGUAAAAACAGGGAUUUAUUUGUCUGAGUAAUGGAUGGCAAUGUUUUAGCAAUAACAUAUUAUAUAUUGUUUGUAUCAGUAAUCGAAAUAUAGUCAUUUGUAUUAAAUGGUAAGG